CCACCCCCCCCCCCCCCUCUUUCUCUCUCCCUCUCUCUCUUUCUCCAACGUGAAAUAGACUAACCCUCCACCCAUCCUCUCUUUCUUUUCUCUCGUCGCCGGCGAGAGAUCGGAGCUCGGUGGUUGGCGCCGGAGGCCGCCAUAGAUUCUGGCGGCGUCACGGACACGCUUGGAAUCUGCGGGCCUCGCGGCGGAGGAGCAGUGUCUCCGGAUAUGUAGAGAAAGAAAAAAGACAGGGGAAUAUAAUAUUCUAUUGCGGCGGGGGCCGGGCGAGGGGGGUGGGGUGGGAGUUCUUCUUGCUUGCAUUGGAGGGGAAAAGAGGGGUGGACGCUCGCGCACGGCACGGAUGCCGAGGCGAUCCCUUCGCGGAAUCCCCUUCUUCUCCUCCGACGCCUCCUUGCCGUAUGGCGUAAUUCAUUCCGUGGCCGAUGGAUUCUUUUAAAUUCCGCCUCCUUGGGCUUGUUACGUGCUGGUUUUAGAGGUUUUUGGGCGAGCGAAGGAGGACAGGAGAGCGAUCUGUUGCUCGAUCUGAUUCGAAUUUUACCGCAGAGCUGAGCUCCAAAUGGGUGCAUCUGCUGGGGGCAGGAUGCCAUCUAGCGUCAUGGAUCAGAGGCGCCUGUCCCCAUUUUGCCUGCCUCCAGAUUCAUCUUCCUUCUUUUCCGACGAACUCCGCUUUCCUACUGAGCGACAAGUUGGAUUUUGGAAACCUGAGUCUCUGCCUGAUCAUCUUGGAACAGAGGGAAUGCGAUUUAUGCCUGGAAGUAAGUCAGCUUCCUCUUCUCCAAUCGAGAAGCUUCAUGCAGCGACGGCGAACUCUGUGGAACACUUAGAACUUCCACAUCCUGAUCUUUUUGAAGAUCAGAAAGCUAAGUUUGGUCUUGAGCAUCAUCAGAUGGGACCAGACAGGUCAGUUAACAUAACAAUGACUCCUUGGAGGACUGCAAGCCAUGAUUCUGGACCCCGAUCUGAUCUCUUGGUCCAAUCUUCAUCGUUAAUUGCGCAAGGGAGCAGAGUUAGUUUAAAUGGGACCCACUAUGAGAAUGGGCUUUUCUCAAGUUCUUUGUCAGACAUGCUUGACAAAAAAUUGAGGUUGUCGUCAAACAACAUUCCUAUAGGCCAGUCUGUUGAUACGGCAAAUUCCAACUUUGGGGAUGAUGAACCUUUUGAAUCAAUGGAAGAAAUUGAAGCCCAAACUAUUGGAAACCUACUUCCUGAUGAUGAUGAUCUGCUGGCUGGUGUUAUUGAUGAUCUUGGUUAUAUUGGUCGACCCAGCAAUGGUGAUGACAUGGAUGAUGAUAUAUUUUGCAGUGGCGGGGGUAUGGAACUUGAAGCCGAUGACAAUAUUAAUGGCAACAAAACUUCUGAACUUUUUGGUGGGGGAGCCCUGAAUGGUCAGCAAGGGGGACUAAAUGGCCCAUUUGCUGGUGAACACCCUUAUGGUGAACAUCCCUCAAGAACUCUUUUUGUUAGAAACAUCAAUAGCAACGUUGAAGAUGCGGAGUUAAGGGCUCUUUUUGAGCAAUAUGGGGACAUACGUACACUUUAUACGGCCUGCAAACAUCGUGGUUUUGUAAUGAUAUCCUACUAUGAUAUAAGGUCAGCAAGAAAUGCUAUGAGAGCUCUUCAAAACAAGCCAUUGAGACGCCGGAAGCUUGACAUACACUUCUCUAUUCCAAAGGACAACCCUUCAGAGAAAGAUAUUAACCAGGGAACACUCGUGGUAUUCAACCUUGAUUCCUCUGUUUCAAAUGAUGAUCUUCGUCAGAUAUUUGGUGUUUAUGGUGAAAUCAAAGAGAUCCGUGAAACUCCACACAAGCGCCAUCAUAAAUUCAUAGAGUUCUAUGAUGUUAGAGCUGCUGAAGCUGCUCUUCGUGCUCUAAACAGGAGUGAUAUUGCGGGAAAGAAAAUUAAGCUUGAGCCUAGCCGCCCUGGAGGUGCAAGACGGUGCUUAAUGCAGCAGUUAUCUCCGGAGUUGGAGCAGGAAGAGCUGAGUGGAGGCAGGCAGGGCAGCCCUAAUAACUCUCCUUCAGGAUGCUUUGGAUCCAUCGCGCUUGGUGCAAUUACAUCAAAUGGCCUUGAAAAUGGAGGCAGCCAGGGCCUACAUUCUGCAAUCCGGGCACCAAUUAGUCCAUUUGUGGAAUCUACAUUUCAUGGGAUAUCCUCUAGUGUACCUCAGAGUCUAUCCUCCCCUGUUAGAAUAGCUUCAGUAGGUAAUCGCAGCAAUCAAUCCAUCCAUGGUGAGCUCAGCCAACCAUUGGGUCAGAUGAGCUUCGGAUUUCAAAAUUUGCCAGGUUUCCAUCCUCAUUCACUUCCAGAGUAUCACAAUGGAUUAACCAAUGGAAUCCCAUACAGCUCCUCAAAUACCAUGUCAUCCAUGGGGGUCAAUGUCAACUCUGGGCCUGCUGAUGGAAUUGAUAACAGACAUAUUCACCAAGUAGGCUCUGGAAGUUUUAGCAGCCAUUCCUUUGGUCGUAAUGAAAGUGCAUAUGGAGUUUCUGGAAAUGGAAGCUGCCCUCUUCAUGGACAUCAGUAUGUUUGGAAUAAUUCAAAUGCAUUCCACCAUCAUCCGCCUGGUCCCAUGCUAUGGUCCAAUUCACCAUCAUUCGUGAACAACAUACCUGCUCAUCCCCCAACUCAAAUGCACGGACUUCAAAGAGCACCAUCUCAUAUGCUGAACACUGUUCUACCUUUACACCACCAUCAUGUUGGUUCAGCACCUGCCAUCAAUCCAUCUCUAUGGGAUAGGCGACAUGGCUAUGUAGGGGAUUCCACAGAUGUACCUGCUUUUCAUCCAGGAUCUCUUGGAAGUAUGGGGUUUUCUGGCAGCCCUCAGUUGCACACGCUGGAACUUGCUUCUCGAAACAUCUUUCCUCAUGCUAGUGGAAACUGCAUGGAUCCUUCUCUUUCUCCUGCACAUGUUGGCAUUCCUUCUCCCCAGCAAAGGUGUCACAUGUUUCAUGGAAGGAAUGCCAUGAUCCCUGUGCCUGCUUCAUUUGAUGCUCCUAAUGAUCGUAUCAGGAGUCGAAGAAGUGAAGCAAGUGCCAAUCAGGGGGAUAACAAAAAGCAAUAUGAACUUGAUAUCGAACGCAUUGUGCGUGGAGAAGACUCUCGAACAACACUUAUGAUUAAAAACAUUCCUAACAAGUACACAUCUAAGAUGCUUUUGGCUGCUAUUGAUGAACAUCAUCGAGGAACUUAUGAUUUUAUCUAUUUGCCAAUUGACUUUAAGAACAAGUGCAAUGUGGGCUAUGCUUUUAUCAACAUGAUUGAUCCUCAGCAUAUAAUUCCAUUUUAUCAGACAUUUAAUGGUAAGAAAUGGGAGAAGUUCAACAGCGAAAAGGUGGCAUCACUUGCAUAUGCCAGAAUCCAAGGGAAAGCAGCUCUUAUUGCUCAUUUCCAGAACUCAAGUCUUAUGAAUGAGGACAAACGCUGCCGUCCUAUUCUCUUCCAUUCAGAUGGUCCUAAUGCAGGGGAUCAGGAGCCCUUCCCUAUGGGGGUCAACAUCCGGUCCAGGUCUGGCAGAUCAAGGGCUGCUGGUAAUGAAGAGAACCAUCAGGGAAGCCCAUCAACCUCCGCAAACGGAGAAGCUUCUUGCAAUGGAGCGGGCUCUCCAGGUUCGACCAAGGACUUGGAGUGACCCAAGCCACUAUCCAGGGGCCACUAACCUUAAGAACCAAACCUGUAAACAUGAUCUCAUCUCCAAUUUUCCUUUAUUUUUGUUCGCUUUGUCGUGUCCAGUAUUUGUAGUGGUAACUUCUGUAACAUGGUUGUUCACCCUUGGGUGCUGUGGAUUCCUGCAUCACUGAGAGAGGGACUCCCAAUUUUCCUUGGAUUAUAUAUUCAGUAACUGAAGACAGAAAGGCGAAGUGCAGGGAGAGUUUAAGAUUUUGGAUGGCCGUAACACGAAUAAACAGUGUACAGGAGUUUCAAGAAAGCGAGGACAACAGAAUUUUCUCAGCAAUAGCGGUUUGAGAGGGCCUUCUCUGCAUUUUCUUUCCUUUCUUAUUUUGAUUUUGCUUGCAUUUUUGGGUCUGAGAACCCCGCCAUGUGUAGGGUUCUGUGUUUUUUGGAGCUGGGUUGAGUGUCUGUGGAGGCCACCUGGCAUGUCAUUUGAGGCCUGUAUGUUUGUUUUCUCACAUAUACAUCUAUAAAGCACGAAUUUUUGAAGUGCUGGAGAUUUUUUGCUGGAUGCGCUUUUCAUCA
Messenger RNA from Phoenix dactylifera (date palm), 4203 nucleotides. RefSeq names its product protein MEI2-like 4. NCBI's taxonomy places the organism in Eukaryota, Viridiplantae, Streptophyta, Magnoliopsida, Arecales, Arecaceae. Gene Ontology annotation, molecular function: RNA binding. The record is from RefSeq and is a predicted model, not a curated record.